Messenger RNA from Rhinolophus ferrumequinum (greater horseshoe bat), 4717 nucleotides. It is a transcript of the gene DNAJC27, whose product is annotated as DnaJ heat shock protein family (Hsp40) member C27. The record is from RefSeq and is a predicted model, not a curated record. The transcript has 7 exons. The coding region runs from base 193 to 1014 and encodes 273 amino acids. Lineage: Eukaryota; Metazoa; Chordata; Mammalia; Chiroptera; Rhinolophidae. Gene Ontology annotation, molecular function: GTP binding; GTPase activity.
UCUCCCUCCCUCCAGUUCCCUGCGCUCCCAACCGCCCGCGCCCGCUGCCUGGCAGCCGCGGGGAUGGCGAGCGGCAGAGCCGGGGCGGUGACGAUAGCAGCGGUUCCACCAUUGGAUGAGGAGGCCUGAGGGACGGGCCAGCGUGGUGAACAACGAGAGAUUGAGGUGGGUUGCCCCGAGAGAGCGAGGGCAAUGGAGGCCAACAUGCCGAAGCGGAAGGAGCCUGGCAAGUCCCUGCGCAUCAAAGUCAUCUCCAUGGGCAACGCUGAAGUGGGAAAAAGCUGUAUUAUAAAGCGCUACUGUGAGAAAAGAUUUGUGUCUAAAUACCUUGCAACAAUUGGAAUUGACUAUGGAGUCACAAAGGUACAAGUCAGAGACAGAGAAAUCAAAGUUAAUAUCUUUGAUAUGGCUGGACAUCCCUUCUUCUAUGAGGUUCGUAAUGAGUUUUACAAGGACACACAGGGUGUGAUACUGGUCUAUGAUGUUGGGCAGAAAGACACCUUUGAUGCCCUGGAUGCAUGGCUGGCAGAAAUGAAGCAAGAGCUUGGACCUCACGGAAACAUGGAAAACAUUGUAUUUGUAGUGUGUGCCAAUAAGAUCGAUUGUCCCAAGCACCGCAGUGUUGAUGAAAGUGAAGGGCGUCUCUGGGCUGAAAGCAAAGGGUUCCUGUACUUUGAAACUUCAGCACAAACUGGAGAAGGAAUUAAUGAGAUGUUCCAGACCUUUUAUGCAUCCAUAGUUGAUUUAUUUGAAAAUGGCGGGAAACGUCCUAUUACAAAUAGCAGUGCUAGUUUCACCAAAGAACAAGCAGACACCAUUCGCAGAAUUCGAAAUAGUAAAGACAGUUGGGACAUGUUGGGAGUCAAACCUGGGGCCUCAAGGGACGAAGUCAACAAAGCGUAUCGGAAACUCGCGGUGCUGCUUCACCCUGACAAGUGUGUAGCACCUGGCAGUGAAGACGCCUUCAAAGCAGUAGUGAACGCCCGCACAGCCCUCCUGAAAAGCAUCAAGUAGAAAGGAGGAACAAAGACACGUGUGGGCCUCGAGUACAAAGAGACUGUCCCUAGAGGUAAAAGAGCCAACCUAGAUUUUUCCUCCGCGAAACUUGACUGCUGUUUUUACUCAUGUGUUGUUAUUUGUAAAUCAAUAAUUCAGGUGCCUGUUACCAUUUCGUAGAGAGAUGAAGUGAAGAGAACCAAGUACCAUUUAUCCAUGAUAGUUCAUUUCAUAUUUCCAAAUUGAUUUUUUCCCCCUGAUUCAUUUGUUAGCUUCCUUAGGCACGUCACUCAGGAAAGUCCAUGAGAUUUCUGGAGGGAGGCAGGACGGGAGCACCCAUUCACUUUUCUUUUUUUUAAAACUUCAUCAUCAGAGGAGAAAAUAACAAAAACAGAAGCAGACAAUCUGAAAACCCCUGGAAGUUUGGUGUGAUCUCACAGGCAGGUCGCUCCUUUCAGAGUGAGUUCCUUAGGUGGUCUGUUAACUAUUAAUCUAAAAUUAAUGAAUUCUUAGCAGCCCUUUGGAAGUUUGGGAAACAAGUCAAUACCAUUCUGAAUUGAGCUGCCCUUUUGUGACAUUCACUCUGUUCUGCUUCUCCAAUCACCAAGGGGAGAGACAAGCCAGUCCUAAGAGAAGAAAGGCGACGGCAGCCCCUCUGAGUGCGCUGGCUGCUGCUAGCCCCACCCUGGAUCUGAGGCCUUGCUUAGCUGUGGAAAUGGGUGCCGCUGGCUGUAGGGAGCGGCACCACCUAGGAAUCAGGAAUCAGACCCAAGACAGAAGUGGUUGCAGCUCACACUAGAUUGUGCACACAUGCUCCGAAGGCACGGCCAGCCUGGCGGCCCUAAGAGAACCCCCUGGGAGGCUUACGCAUGUUCUUAUUUCUGCAUCAUUUGCCACAGGUAGUGGAAAAGGCAGGGGUGCUUCUCCACAAGCCAGGCCUCCUCUUCACUUCCUCAUCAGUGUCGGCUCCCUGUUCUUUUCCUCUUCUUCUCGUCCCCUCGUAUUUAUUUAUUUAUUUAUUUAUUUUAAUAGCUGUACCUCACAUCUGCCAUCAUUCCUCUCUUCUUGAAUCCCCAGCUCCCAGCCACUGCCUCCUCAGUCCUCCCUUAGAAGCCUCGACCUGGUCCUGGUUGACCAGAGACGAGAACGGAUCCUUUGGGUGGUGGUAGAGGAGAGCUCUUCUGGCCUGUGUGGGAGGAAUCUCCAGAAUAUUUCCUGGGUUCCAAAUUUCUGGGUAGUAGUAAUUUUAAACCACAGAUUAUGAAAAUUAAUUUCACAUAGAGAAAUACAUUCUCGUGCCAUCGUCUCCAUCUCGGUCUCCAAGGGAUGAAUGAAGCCUGGAUGUUAGGACUGGCCUUCCUUUGAGAGCUUAUGGAGCCACACUCACUGCGUGACUCUCAUUGUGAUGCUCGUAUUUUGAGCUGUGACCACCCUGCACUAGGGCUUUAAAGUAUAUAAAAUGUUACUGCUGUCUGGGAAUUAUAAACAGCUCUCGCAUAUCGGUCGCCCAUCAGCAUACCUUACCACUUAAGAAGAAAAGCCACCUUCAUGUGAUCCAAGCCUGCUGCAGUCUUAGGGAUUCCUUCCCCGUCCAAAGCAGCUUUACUUUGUGUGGCUGCCUCUGAGCUGCAUUGAGUUUGUUGUCGGGAAACCACAGCGCUGUUUUCUAAUCUUGGUGAUACUGAAAAUGUUCUUUUUUAUGAAUUGAGAUCUGAAAUAACGAUUUCUCGUCAGGUUUUCCACUGGCCUCUUAAUUUUAACUAGCUCCUUGGGACGCAGAACUCCAACCCAAAGUUCUUUUGCACCUAAAUUUUGCUUAAGGCCUUCAUCUUGCCUAAAAUAAUUAAAUAUUGAUCUGUUUUUGCAAUAAAAUUUAGGAGUCAUAUGAAUGAGGGAUCAUGCGUGGUAUUGUCAGCCCAAACUGACAUGGGUAUGUGGCUCUGUAUAACAAGCCGGUCCAGUUUUCAUCACUGUUGUUAAACACUAGGUUGGUCCCCUCACCAACUAUAUUGUACAGAGGAGCAAUUACAGCAAAGAGAGUUCUUUAGAGCUUCCAUUGAUAUCUUUACAUAAUCAGUGAUGUGUUGAAGUUCAGCCUGAUCUUGAUUCUUAGGUCUUAGGAUGCAGUUCCCAGCACCUUCACUGUUAGUGCUAAAGCUGGCCAUGUAUUACUUCGUUUAUGUAAAAGAAAGGAAAAACGUGAGUGAAGUUUCAGGGUCCUAGAAUUUUUCCAAUUGCCGUAAUCCUUGAAGAUAAUGAAGCGUGACCCACAGUUGAAAGCUUUUUUGGUACUUAACGUCAUACAGAACUUUACAGACCUCUGCAUUAAUGUAACUUCUUGAUGCUCAUAUGUACUUUGUAGUUCAACUUUAAUAAAAUUAUUCAGCUAGUUAGGAUUUCAAAAUACAUCAGCGAGAAUAGCAACUAGCAGAGUAAUGGCUGAAAAAAAUCAUUUUAUAGAGAAUCUUGUGUUUCAAAAAAGAGUAAAAAGUUUGAACAGCUAUUAUUAAAGAAAAGCCAUUUCUUCCAUGUAUGAGUCACGAAGAAUGAACACUUUAAAAACUUUUUAGAAAUCCCUGGAGGCAUUUUAAAUCCAUCGUCCAACCUACCUAAGCACUUUAAAAUACACGCUCCUUUUGUUCCUCUGUUCCCUUUUCAUGCCUCCUUUUUAAUUGAUACACUCAGCUCUCAACAUUUCUUCCAGUUCAGCAUUGUCAUUUCAUUUCUUCACAUAAAUGUGUCCUUGGUUUUGUUUGCCUGUUAACUUCCUAUUAUGCAGCUAUCCAAGAUAAAUUGCUCUAAUUCUAUAGAUUGCGCCUAUUCUCACAUUUACCUCAGGAACCUCACUCUAGUAUGUUCUCAUGCACUGAAUUCUCAACUGGUAAAUAUCUCCUAAUAUCCAUAAACUAGUACCUAAUUCACUGUUAGUUAAUUUAAACGAGCCAUAGUUAAGGCAGCUAAAUUUCUGAAAGAAAGCCAGAGUAAGUGUGCAGCACCAGUAAUGAACUAGCUGUUCCUCACAGAACAAGAACACAGUCUGGAAGGAGAGGAAGGUGUUUCGGUGUCAAGGUAGAAAGGAUGGAGCCGCCUGCACACAUUGCCUUUGACAGUGACAGGGCUCUUCUUCCAAGUGACUCAGUGGGCACUUGAAUGUCACUCCCUUCCCCACUGUACUCCGUCUAACUCACUCUGAGUCUGUCAACGUUUUUGUAAAACGUUUGAAAGGAAUUUGGCUGCAAAAUAUAACUCACCGCCUUCCACUGCAAAUUUUGCAAAGUGAAGAGAGGUUCAUACUUCUUGUGACCGGUAUUGAGCACAAUUGUAAGACACAGUCAAUACUGUUUGUACAUUGGUUUUUCCAUUAAGCAUCUCUAGAGAAGACAAAAGCUGACACCUGCGAUGUGGAGACAUCUGAUUGUGUCUGCCAAGCGAUGCAAUAUGAGGCCGUGCAAUAAAGGCCUUGUGGGUGAAACGACUUGUUGGAAAGUUGGACAGUUUAGGUUAGCUUCCCGCAUUGAUUGCUCGCAGGGGCGUUAGUCCCUUUGACUGUGAAAGCAGUCUCUAAAGAAACCCUUUGCGCUUACGAGGUAAUUUACAUAUUUGCUUUCUGUUGAAGUAACUGAAAAUGUUAAAUCUAACAGUUGUUUAUGUCUUGUAUAGAGAGUGUCACAUGUAUUUAAGUUGUGUAUUUUUAUAAAGUAAAGCCAAAUAUCGAACACUG